This is a messenger RNA of Bursaphelenchus okinawaensis, 1485 nucleotides long. The record is from the annotation of a GenBank genome assembly. NCBI's taxonomy places the organism in Eukaryota, Metazoa, Nematoda, Chromadorea, Rhabditida, Aphelenchoididae.
AUGGAAAAGCCUAAAGAGAAAUCACUUUCGGAGCCUCUGAUUCCCACCAUCGAGAUUGUAUUGCAGGGAAUCGAGAAGGGUAAGAUAUUCAAAUUUUUUCAUUACUUUUUUAGGAUUGGGUUUCAACAUUGUGGGAGGCGCGGAUACGCCGCAUAUUCCUGGUCACGAUGGCUUCUUCGUCUCAAAGAUUAGGCCAAACUCGGCAGCUUCUGAUAACGGUCGAUUGAGUGUUGGAGAUCGAAUCGUCGCUGUAAGUUUCGACAGUUUUGUGGAGUUAUUACAAGUUUAGGUUGAUGGAACUGUAAUUACGAAGAUGACGCAUGACCAGGCUGUAAAAGUUUUUAAAGGAGCGUCUGGACAAUGCACAUUAACCGUGGAACCAGAUGCUGAACGAAUAUUAUUAUCAGUAAGUUAAAAUCCAAUUAAACAGAAUGAAGAACAUUGGAUGUCCCAAUUUUUUUGUCAGAUCUUCUUCUGAAAGAUAAAAUCUUGUUUUUUAAUUUAGAUGAUUCAUAUAUGAAUCAAAACUUAAGAGCUUAGAAUUUUGUAAAUUUUUUGAAGCUAUGGUAAUUAUAUUGUUUAUUUUAUAAAUUUUAUUUUAAAGUUUAACACAUUUUAGCAACCUUCUGAUCUCAUCGUACGCUCUCCAGCGUCGACCAGUAGAACCUUCAAGAGUAAUUCAGGUCAAUCAAGCAGAAGUUCUUCUCCUACCAAAAACCAAAACAGUUGCGAAAAGGAAAACUCAAAACCGGACAAGAAAGGAGACGAGAAAGUAGUAAAAGAAGAGGAAAAAGCAGUGAAGAUUGAGGCCCAAGCUCAAAUGGCACCACCUUUGGAAGUAAAGGAAGGUCAUAAUUCAUCUCAUAAUACGGAAAACAGUGGAAAGCGGCGUAAAACAUCAAGUAAGUUUUCUGAGAAAGAAAGGAUAGAGUUGGCCGAUAGUGUUGUAAAAAUGUUUAAUUUUUUUAAUUUUAGAUUCAUUUUCAAAAAGUAAUGACUCGACAGCUAAUGGAGCAAUCCCGACCUCUAAGAAUGUACAGCAUAUUGUUCCGCAUUCUCCGGCGAAAGCUGUACGAAGUAGAACAAUGUCCAGCACUUCCUCACACUUCAAUCACUCAGCUGCUCAACGACAUUUGAACCAAGUGCCAGAUGAAGAAGACGACGGUGCUUCGGUGGUUAGUAUGGCUCCAAGUAUAGCUCACAGUGUGAUCGAUGAUAUUCCGAGGACUCCGAAGAAAUCGGCCAACAUUUUUGAUCCGUCAAAGUAAGUUGACUUAACUUUUUAUGUCACUAUUUAUACUAAAAGUUUUGUUAAAAAAUAUUGUUGUGGUUUGUAAGUAAUUAUGAUUUAAACCGUAAAAAUCAAGUAUCUAACUUAAUAUUUUUAGUCCGUCUAUACUGACCGAAGUGUUGUUCGUGUCAAUUGGAGUUGUGGCCUUGGGCGCUGGCGUCAUCUUUGCUUACCGGUACUGGCGGAGGAGUUAG